Necator americanus (New World hookworm) is the source of this 378-nucleotide messenger RNA. RefSeq lists its product as uncharacterized. Bases 1 to 378 code for a protein of 125 amino acids. The transcript is spliced from 2 exons. The record is from RefSeq and is a predicted model, not a curated record. Lineage: Eukaryota; Metazoa; Nematoda; Chromadorea; Rhabditida; Ancylostomatidae.
AUGACAUCAUGCGAAGAACAGUUGAGCAUUGUCCCCCAGGUGUCGUGUUAUCACCACCUGUGUCUAUUGGUGGAUCUCGAGUUUGCCGAAGAUGUAGCAGUAGUCGUUUCUAGCAGUGCCAAGUUACAACAUGUGGUUAACCUUGUACCGAAAUUAGCUGCACCUCACAGACUGCGACUCUGCCCUGAUAAACGCAACCAGAGGUUCGGACGUCUGCCAAAUCUCGAUCCUUACGGAAGAGAAUUGUCGUUGGUCCAGUACUACUUCAUCGACAUCUUUGCCGUCAUCAUCGGACUCGCUGCUGGAUUCCUAGUGAUUUUGAUAUUAUUGAUAAAGAGGUUUUGUUGUAAGCGUGAACGUAAGUCGAAAUCCGAAUAA